AUGUUAAUUUGGUGUUCAGAAACCUUUCUUGGCGGAAGAGAAAACGUUGUUCAAGCCUUAUUAUCCGCACCUGAAUAUGAUUUUAAAAUCCUACAAUAUGGUUGCAUAACACACAGACAAAAUUAUAAAAUCAAUUACUCUUUUCCAAUUAAGAAAUUAAAUAACGAAAAUGAAAAGAGUAACCAUUCCAAUGCAAUUGAUAAAAACGAGGGAGAUCUAGUAAAUCAUAAUGGUAGCUUAGCAAAACAUAGUUUUUCUUCACCAUUUCCAAGCAAAACUUUUUUUGACGUGAAUGAAUUAUUAGAUUAUGCUACUGCUAGAUUUAAGGAAAAUUUUAUUAUUGAUGAUAUUUUUACUUUAUCGGAUUUGCAACUAUUACAAAAAAGACCAUUCUUCUUUCAUAUUCAUGUUGACACAUCUUUAUCCAAGAAAAUAUGUAAUUAUGAUGAAAUAUGCAAGGAGGAUAACAACAUUUCAAUUUUUAAUUUCGUGAAAAAAUCUGACGAGUUUUUGUUCAAAUACCAAAAAUUGUGGGACCAUGCUAAUCUGAAAUUCUUUAUAACCGAAGGUAGCUCGACUGGGCUUGUAGAUCUUAUUAAGGACAAAUUAUUUAAAUUAGAAGUAUUCACCAAUGUCAAGAAUAAAAAUAGUCCCUUUAGACCCUCUUGGGAUUCCUAUUUUAUGAAGUUGGCGAAUUUGGCUGCGUCAAGAUCUAACUGUAUGAAAAGGAGAGUUGGCUGUUGUAUUGUGCGUGAUUGUAGAGUUAUUGCUACUGGGUACAAUGGAACACCAAGAAAUUUAACCAAUUGUCAUGAUGGUGGUUGUCCAAGAUGUAAUAAUGGCGAGUCUGGGGGCUUACAUACUUGUUUAUGUUUACAUGCAGAAGAAAAUGCACUGUUGGAAAGCGGUAGGGACAGAAUUGGUGAAAAUGCCACACUGUAUUGUGAUACGUGUCCCUGUUUAACUUGCACUGUCAAAAUUGUACAGGCAGGGAUUAAGGAAGUUGUAUUUUCUCAAAGUUAUAGUAUGGAUCAGGAGAGUUUUAAAGUUUUUAAAAGAGCUGGCGUUUUGGUCAGACAAUUUUCGCACUCGGAAAACGAUGUGAACAGAAAAACUAUUUAUAUAUAG
Saccharomycodes ludwigii is the source of this 1128-nucleotide messenger RNA. RefSeq names its product deoxycytidine monophosphate deaminase (gene DCD1). The record is from RefSeq and is a predicted model, not a curated record. The transcript has a single exon. Gene Ontology annotation, molecular function: hydrolase activity; zinc ion binding. NCBI's taxonomy places the organism in Eukaryota, Fungi, Ascomycota, Saccharomycetes, Saccharomycodales, Saccharomycodaceae. The coding region runs from base 1 to 1128 and encodes 375 amino acids.